AUGGUCAUCCUUCACUGCCUCAUCCUAUGUCUUUCUCUCCUGGAUGUCGUCGCCGCUGCCGCCAUUAUCAACGUGACUCACGACGAUUCCCAGGAUGAGAGCCUCGACUCCGCCGUGAUAUCGUACCUUGGCCCAUGGUCUCAUCAACAGGUUGCGCCUUGCAAUGGCACAGAUCAGUGCACUGACCCACUUUCUCGAACAAGGAAUGGGACCUGGUCAUCGUCUAUCUAUGUACAAAACUCUCGAUUAGAUGACCAACCCCCAUCGGUGAUGUUUCGCUUCUACGGAACGGCUGUGUACGUCACCUGUGUAUUAAUUCCGCACGACAUGUUGGGCAUUGAUGCCAAUUCAGACAUGCUCUUCAUGUUGGACGGGGCCGUCACUGGUCGAUUCGCUCGUCAAUCACCGACAUCCGGUAAUAUAUCACUCGCUACUGUUUUGACGUAUGAAUCGCUUCCGAAGGGAUCCCAUACGCUCCGCAUACAGAACGGAGCAGAGGACGGGAAACAAACCCACAACGUAUCAGUGCUAGCGUUGGAUUCCAUCACCUACACGACCGAAGAAACUUCCACUCCUUCCCUAGCGUCCAAUAGCUUCGAUAAUUUCUACCAAGAACAGCGGCGGAAACAGAAAACGCACAUCAUCUUAGCUGCUGUGAUGAGUAGUCUGGCGGGAGUCGGGAUUAUUGUUCUCUCGUUUUGGUUUUGCCUCCGUCGCACGCAGCACAAGCCCCUGCUUCCUGCCAUCUUCCGGCAUCUAUCAACAUCAAGGACUGUAACUCCAUAUUCAAAGGCAUCGAGCAGCCUAACGUCGCUUCGAACCCCUUCGCCGCAAUCUCGCCAUGCCGACGACGACACUCAUUCCGUCCUCAGCAGCGUCCCUCCGUCGUACCACUCACGGUCGUCCACCGUAUCCUAA
Pleurotus ostreatus (oyster mushroom) is the source of this 918-nucleotide messenger RNA. RefSeq lists its product as uncharacterized. NCBI's taxonomy places the organism in Eukaryota, Fungi, Basidiomycota, Agaricomycetes, Agaricales, Pleurotaceae. The record is from RefSeq and is a predicted model, not a curated record. Bases 1 to 918 code for a protein of 305 amino acids. The transcript has 6 exons.